Messenger RNA from Penicillium lagena, 1341 nucleotides. RefSeq lists its product as uncharacterized. The coding region runs from base 1 to 1341 and encodes 446 amino acids. The record is from RefSeq and is a predicted model, not a curated record. Gene Ontology annotation, cellular component: membrane. NCBI's taxonomy places the organism in Eukaryota, Fungi, Ascomycota, Eurotiomycetes, Eurotiales, Aspergillaceae. Gene Ontology annotation, biological process: transmembrane transport. The transcript has 4 exons. Gene Ontology annotation, molecular function: transmembrane transporter activity.
AUGUCCAAAUCGAUGUCAAAUCCUGAAAGCAGCGAGAAGGUUAUGAUGGAAAACCUGGAGGAAGCAGAUCAACGUCAGCAUGAGCCAACUGAAGACGAUCUAUCGCCGUCUGAGAGAAAAAAAAUCCUCCACAAGAUUGACAGGCGCUUAAUCACUGCCCUUGGGCUCAUGUUUGCAGUGUCUUUAAUCGAUCGCGCCAAUCUUGGCUCUGCUAACAUUGCCGGGAUGGCUAAGGAGUUGGAAUUAGAAAAAGGAGUUCGCUACUCCUUGAUUAUUAUUAUGUUUUUUGUCCCAUAUGUGUUUUGCCAGUGGCCGAGUGCGAUUCUUGUACGGAAGAUGGGCCCCCGGGUUUUUAUGCCUGUAACCGCAGUUGCUUGGGGAAUUGUUAUGCUAUGCUUCGGUUUCGUGAAAUCCUGGGUCCAGCUCGUUGGUCUUCGUGUUCUUGUUGGAUUUUUCGAAGCUGGACUACUUCCCGGGUCCCUUUUUUUGCUGCAGGUCUGGUAUUGUCGCUAUGACGUGCAUAGACGAUAUGCUGCAUUCUACUCUAUCAGCGUCACAGGUUCUUCACUUUCUGGUGUUCUCGCCUACGCCUUCAUGCAGAUGAGUGGAGUGGGCGGACUGUUGGGGUGGAGGUAUAUAUUUAUUUGGGAAGGAGUACUGACAUGUGUGAUCGCGCUUAUUGGAGCAAUUUUAAUUGUCGACUUCCCCCAGAAUGCGCAUAAACGCCAAGGUUUCCUCACGGCCCAGGAGCUUGCACAUGUCAUGAACAUGCUGGAAAAGGAUCGAAAAGAUACAGAGGAGGAGCCGUUCACCUGGCGUGCGUUCUUAACAUCUGCUCUGGAUCUGAAGAUUUGGGGCUUUGGCCUUAUCUUUUUAUGCAACACCGUGAUUUCAUACUCAAUCACAUAUUUCUUGCCAAUCAUUCUAAACAGCAGGAUGGGUUUCGAUGUUGGCUUAUCGCAGGUGUUGAGCACACCACCCUUCUUUUUUGCAGGCGUGUAUAUGUAUAUCCAAGGCUGGAUCGGAGAUAAGUAUCAUACUCGAGGUCCAUGUAUCAUAUGGAAUAGCUUGCAGGGCAUUUGUGGGUUAUGUCUUUUGGUUUGGGUUGAUUCUGCAGCAGUUCAAUAUUUUGGUGUUUUUCUGGUUACCGCAGCGGCGCAAAGCACAUUGCCUUGUGUUAUGGCAUACCAAGCAAACAAUAUUUGUGGACAGUGGAAGCGUGCAUUUGCAAGUGCAACCCUGGUUACAUCAGGAGGCACGGGGGGUAUUAUUGGCGCCUUGGUUUUCCGAUCCCAGGAUGCACCUGAAUAUCUCCCUGGUAUUUAUACCUGUCUUGGGUAA